UGAGAGCUGGUUUUGGUGAGCUUGUGCUGAGAGCUGUGAUCCGAGAAGCCUAGUACUGACUGCUCUUCGGUAAUCUGGUAGCCCCCGCGAUUAUAUAGAGAACAUGGCUUUUGCAGGACCCCUCAAAGUGUGCAUCGUAGGCUCGGGAAACUGGGGUUCUGCUGUUGCAAAAAUUAUAGGGAACAAUGUGAAAAACACGCAGAAAUUUGCAGCGACCGUCAACAUGUGGGUGUUUGAAGAACUCAUAAACGGGAGGAAGCUUACCGAGAUAAUCAACACCGACCACGAGAACGUGAAAUAUCUCCCCGGGCACAAGCUGCCAGACAAUGUGGUUGCCGUUCCAGACCUUGGUGACGCAGUGAAAGAUGCCGACCUCCUGGUUUUUGUCAUUCCUCACCAAUUCAUAAAUAAAAUCUGUCAGGAAAUCUCCGGGAAGGUGCACAAGAAAGCUCUUGGGAUAACGCUGAUUAAGGGUAUAGACGAAGGACCAGAGGGGCUUAAGCUCAUUUCUGACAUUAUCCGUGAGAAGAUGGGAAUUGAUAUCAGUGUGUUGAUGGGGGCAAACAUUGCAAACGAAGUUGCUGCUGAGAAAUUCUGUGAAACCACAAUAGGCAGCAGAGUCCGCGAGAAUGGCGUUUUGUUCAAAGAGCUGCUACAGACUCCAAACUUCCGUAUUACUGUGGUGGAUGAUGCCGAUACCGUGGAACUUUGUGGCGCCUUGAAGAACAUAGUGGCUGUGGGUGCUGGUUUCUGUGAUGGCCUCAACUGUGGCGAUAACACCAAGGCCGCCGUUAUCCGCCUCGGACUCAUGGAGAUGAUCUCUUUUGCCAAGAUCUUUUGCAAGGGCCAAGUAUCUUCUGCCACGUUCCUGGAGAGCUGUGGAGUGGCUGAUCUUAUCACCACUUGUUAUGGCGGGCGUAAUCGAAAAGUAGCUGAGGCUUUUGUGAAAACUGGCAAGAGCAUCGAAGAACUGGAAAACGAAAUGCUUAAUGGACAGAAGCUACAGGGACCCCAAACAUCUGCAGAAGUUUAUCGCAUUUUGAAGCAGAAAGGCAUGGUAGAUAAGUUCCCGCUUUUCACCGCUGUGUAUCAAAUCUGUUAUGAAGGAGUACCUGUGGAAGAGUUUAUUUCCUGCUUACAAAGUCAUCCAGAACACAUGUAGAGCGGUAACUGUCACAUGGGUUUUCUCAUGUUUUACAGAAUCCUUGGAGAUCGGUCUCCACUAACGCACAAAACCCUGAACACAUACAUGCAUAUAUAUAUAAUCUUCCCUGCUCUACCACUGAUCUGUGAAACUGUACCGUCAUAAAGCUGCUUAACGUAAUGGCACAUGGAGAACAAUGAAGCUACACACAUUACACAAUUGGAUCAGUCAUGCAGGAGCUGCUAGUGUUAGAAAAUAAUUCAUUUAUAGUUAUUUUAACCCGUUACAUCUGAGUAGCAGCUUUCCUGUAUGCAAA
Molecule: messenger RNA, 1460 nt
Organism: Spea bombifrons (plains spadefoot toad)
Lineage: Eukaryota; Metazoa; Chordata; Amphibia; Anura; Pelobatidae
Gene: GPD1L
Product: glycerol-3-phosphate dehydrogenase 1 like
Exons: 8
Coding region: 104-1162 (352 amino acids)
Biological process (GO): carbohydrate metabolic process; glycerol-3-phosphate catabolic process
Cellular component (GO): glycerol-3-phosphate dehydrogenase (FAD) complex; cytosol
Molecular function (GO): NAD binding; glycerol-3-phosphate dehydrogenase [NAD(P)+] activity; protein homodimerization activity
Source: RefSeq, a predicted model, not a curated record